AUGAUACUAAAGGUAGACGAAAGCUAUAAAAAAGAAGCGUCCCAGCUUUACCAACUUGUUGCAGCAGCCACUAAUGGACGAGAUGACGACUGGAAAGUGGUAUCCCCUCUUUCGAUAUUCGCGGUGGCACUAGCUGAAGAGAAGGACUCCAAUCUCAUCUUGACUGCAAAAAGGCCUUUCCUCGAUCAUUCCAAAAUCAAACCUCGCUGUCACCAAAUGGCUUCGCGGCUCACAAGUCGCAGUGGUGGUCUUUUGGAAAUCUUACACGCAGAUAAACCAAGGCAUGAGCUGUUACCGACCAUGAAAGUUUAAUAUCUGCAUCGUACAGUGAAAGAUCGUCUUGAAAAAUGGGAGACCCAAAGUAUACUUAAGGAUUGGACUGGUGGUAGCUCCGCCGAUGUCUAUAACCCCACCUUGGCAAUCCUGAAAUCCUCUAUUUUGCAACUUAAAAGCAUCCGCGAUACUCGACACGACCUCCUCAAUUCAGGGGAAUGCAUAGACUCUGUUAUUUUAUUCGCUCGUCGAGUUCAGAGAGAUACUGGAUCUGGUCAGGCAGAGCUUAUGGAUGAGUUUUUCAAUGUUGCGUCUAGGUGGAUACGCGGUUAUUCAUCAACAGAGAUUGUCUUCCGACCCGACUCUUCUCCGUCGACGAUUGCGGUACAGUGUGGUUUACACAGGUAUCUCUGGGCCAAACUAGAAAAUGACAAUGUCUUGAAAAGUUGGGAAAAGACAAGCAGAAGCUUUCUAGACUACGCCUUGCUUCCAGGCUUUGGCCUGGUGCAGUUUGUGAGUGUUGAUAUUGUGUCAGUUCUUUUAGAUUUUGGUGCAGAUUCAAGAAAACCAUGGCUCAAUGCUAUAAACUAUCUUGAGAGGUACCUGGGUGGUGAAAUUCAUUCACUCUCAUUUGGAGAGGAUCGAAAUUUUGUAUUGGCCCGCUGGGAAGAAGUUAUCAAGCGGCUUUUGGACGCAGGCGUCGAUCUCACUCCCCAUGCAGAUUCUGUCUUAAGGGCAAUGUUUCCACCGAACCAGUAUAUUGAGCUCUGGGAGAAGGCGGCCAGUCUAACACGGGCAAAGUCAAGACGAAGUAGAACUUCUCGAAUUCUUGACAAGGAUAAGUGGCGUCAACAGUAG
This is a messenger RNA of Hymenoscyphus albidus, 1131 nucleotides long. Lineage: Eukaryota; Fungi; Ascomycota; Leotiomycetes; Helotiales; Helotiaceae. The record is from the annotation of a GenBank genome assembly.